Molecule: messenger RNA, 1405 nt
Organism: Batrachochytrium dendrobatidis JAM81
Lineage: Eukaryota; Fungi; Chytridiomycota; Chytridiomycetes; Rhizophydiales
Exons: 5
Coding region: 13-1263 (416 amino acids)
Biological process (GO): L-leucine biosynthetic process; L-valine biosynthetic process
Cellular component (GO): mitochondrion
Molecular function (GO): branched-chain-amino-acid:2-oxoglutarate transaminase activity
Source: RefSeq, a predicted model, not a curated record
AAUAGUCCAAUAAUGAUUCGUCCUGCUGCUCGAGUUGUAUCUGCUUCCUCUCGCCGUCUGUCUGCAUAUGUGCCUUCUGCGACCAAUGCCUUGUUUUGCAGGACUCUACCAUCUGCCGUUUGCUCUUUUUCCACCGGAUCGCUCGAUGGAACUCCUGCUCCACUUCUGGCCAAGAAUUUGCAAGUUCAACUCACUCAAUCUCCAAAGAAGAUGUUGCCUUUGAACCAGUUGGUCUUUGGUCAGACUUUUUCGGAUCAUAUGCUGAUAGCCGAUUGGACUUCCCAUAAAGGAUGGGCCAAUCCCAAAAUUCAACCGUAUGGAAAGAUUUCUUUGGAACCAUCUGCAACUGUCUUCCAUUAUGCGGUCGAGUGUUUUGAAGGCAUGAAAGCCUACAAGGACAAGCAAGGCAAGAUUCGUCUUUUCCGUCCAGAGAUGAACGUCAACCGUUUCUACAAAUCUUGUAAACGGCUAACUCUUCCAACAUUUGAGCAUGAUGAGAUGCUUGAGCUGAUUAAACAGUUUGUCAAGGUCGAGUCCAACUGGAUCCCUAGCGAGCGUGGAUACUCGCUGUAUCUACGCCCUACUGCUAUAGCCACUCAAGAGUCACUUGGUGUUGGUCCAUCCAAUCGCUCCAUGUUCUUUUUGAUUGCAUCUCCCGUUGGUCCCUACUACAAAACUGGAUUCUCUGCAGUGUCAUUGUACUCUUCCAAGGACCACGUUCGUGCAUGGCCCGGUGGUACUGGUGAUUCUAAGCUUGGUGCCAACUACGCUCCUGGAAUUCGUCCCCAGAUCGAGGUUGCCAAAGAGGGUUAUCAGCAAAUUCUUUGGCUUUUUGGACCCAACCAUAACAUUACUGAAGUCGGUACCAUGAACUGUUUCCUUUACUGGAUCAACGAGGAUGGUGUUAAGGAACUCCGUACUCCUCCCCUUGACGGUACAAUUCUUCCAGGUGUUACUCGUGAUUCUAUUUUAGAACUCUCUAGAGAAUGGGGCGAGUUCAAGGUUACUGAAGGAGAAAUUUCCAUGACAACUCUUUCCAAGGCCAUUGAUGAGGGCCGUGUUCUAGAAAUGUUUGGUGCUGGUACUGCAGCCAUUGUCAGCCCCAUCAAGCGCAUUCGCUACCAGGACAAAGACUUGACAAUUCCUCUUGAUCCCAAGGAUUCCACUUCCCAGGCAGGUCCUCUCACCAAGCGUUUUGCCGAUACCAUCAUGGGAAUCCAGUACGGCGAGAUUCCACACAAGUGGUCUGUGGUUCUCGACUAGGCUAUUCAUCAAACAAUGUAUUUGUGAUGUUUUUUUGACGGCACGUCGAUUUAACCAGCAGCUAAUAGGACUCGUGUUUUUUGUGAGCUGUUGAUUGCAAUAAAACAAUCGACCGUAUUCUUUUAUCGUCCAUCUAUAGCUU